Dendroctonus ponderosae (mountain pine beetle) is the source of this 2088-nucleotide messenger RNA. RefSeq lists its product as uncharacterized. NCBI's taxonomy places the organism in Eukaryota, Metazoa, Arthropoda, Insecta, Coleoptera, Curculionidae. The record is from RefSeq and is a predicted model, not a curated record.
GGCCAUCCACCAUACAAGGCAAUGGACUAGCGACGACUCUUGCAAACGUCCCAGAGACCCAAAAUGACUCCACCAUUGCACCUGGUUUGCCGGAAGGGGCGCCAACCCAACCAGCUGAAGAACUGCCUGGGCCGUUCCCAACCCAUCCUGAGGUUGUGCCUGAAAGUGGGUCUGCGACAACCACCCUGGCACCGGGAUAUCCAGAUGUUGUUCCAGGGGCGCCGUUUACCAGCCAGCCUCAACCUCCUGCAGCGCCUGAGCAAACCCAGCCCAGUUUCCCACCAUACACUUCUCCAGAAGCUACUCAAGCGCCCGCUCACGAAACCACGCCCCCAGCUGAGCCAUCGUCAACCACUCUCCAAUCAGAGGUGGGCCCGGAAGCAACAACUCCCGCGCUUGCUCCUGCUGAUCCAGACCAAGCCCAAACUGCCGAGGGAAAUGAGCCAGUGCCAGCAGAACAUCCUGCAGGUCCGGAAGGGGGGGACCUGGCCAGUGAAAGCCCCGUGCCGGAAGCUCCAGCAGAACCCGCCCCAGGCUCCACUUUGCCUCCUGCCAGCGCGUUCACUGCGUCUACUCCAACCACCUUAGCUGAACAUCCCCAAGGGACCACCACUGAAGAGGCUGCGGCCGCAACCACAGCCAACCCUGAGGUCAACACAAUACCAGGGGCAGGAAAACAGUCCCCAGACGUGAGUGAGGAGGAGUUGAAGCAUCCUCCCCACAUCCAUGCCAUUGAUGUGCAGUGCGGCAAAGAAAUGAUGACGAUCAACAUCGAAUUCAAUCGGGAGUUCAAUGGGGUGAUUUACUCCAAAGGCUUCCACAGCAGCCCAGAGUGCCGCUACGUGCAGGAGAACUCAGGUAACACGAAAUACACGUUCACGGUGAGCCUUGAGAAGUGUGGAACGGAGUUCGUGAAUGCAUUCGACACCCAAAAUCAAUCGUACUUGGAGAAUGUGCUCGUUCUGCAAAACGAGCCGGGGAUUCAGGAGGUGUGGGACACUGUUAGGUCGGUCAGAUGCCUUUGGGAGGGCAACAUCAAAGACACGUUGAGCGUGGCCUUCAGCAUUGGAAUGCUUAGUCAGGAAAUUAUAACCUUUAGUGGAGACACCGCCAUGGCUAAACUGGAUGUUCUGCUGGGACGUGGACACCUGGGGGCGCCAGCCAAUGGCUUGGUUAAAAUCGGCGAGGAAAUGACCUUAGUUGUGUCUGUAAGUGGUGAUCCAGGCUUCGAUGUGCAGGUGAAAGACUGCAAAGCAGUGGACACGGCUGGCGCAAACAGUAUCGCCCUAACCGAUGAAGAUGGUUGCAUAUUGAAGCCGAAACUGUUCGGCGCGUUCCAAAAGACCAGGGAAACUGGCGAUAGCGGAGCCUCCAUUAUGGCCUACGCCUAUUUCAAUGCCUUCAAAUUUCCGGACGAAAUGGACUUGAUGAUCGAGUGCAACAUAGAAUUAUGCAAAAGCGAUUGCGACAUUUGCUCCAAAGAUGACCAGCAAGUGAUCCCGGCCAGAAGACGCAGAAGGAACGUUAGCAAUAACGACACAGUCGUUGGGGAUUGGGUGACGAUGGGCAAACUGGUGCGAGUCAUUUUGCCAGAAGACCUCAAUGGGCACACUGCUCUGGAGAUAACCAGGAAAGACCACAUUUGCAUGUCCAUGCAAGGCUUUGUGUUUUCCACGGCCGUGUUGGUUUCACUUCUUGUUCUAACGAGUUUUGUCAGUGUGUGCUUGUGGCUGAAGAAGAAGGAGAAAAUGUACUUAAAGUACUAGAGCUGACAAAGGGGACUAAGCGCAACAAGAAAAUACUGCCUCAUCUAGUUGUUUGAAAAUGUGCAAAACCUGCAAUGGAAAAAUCGGGCCCUAUUCAUGCCAAUUGCCUGCCAAUUCUGAGAUCCGUGAUAGUUACUAGUUAUUUAUUUUAGGAAAACUGCUCAGUGUUUUUUCUUUCAUGUCCUCAAUGUGGUCAUAAAUUGGUUGAGAGAACACCAUUCCAUUAGGCGCCUUUCUUUGUAUAGACCUACUAGUUAAAGCAUAUCGGAUUGUAUGUAACAAAUAAGGAAAAAUGUGUAAAUAAACUUUGAAUUUUACCGUG